This is a messenger RNA of Tympanuchus pallidicinctus (lesser prairie-chicken), 1726 nucleotides long. It is a transcript of the gene CLNK, whose product is annotated as cytokine dependent hematopoietic cell linker. Bases 24 to 1331 code for a protein of 435 amino acids. Gene Ontology annotation, biological process: cell surface receptor protein tyrosine kinase signaling pathway; intracellular signal transduction. The transcript is spliced from 18 exons. NCBI's taxonomy places the organism in Eukaryota, Metazoa, Chordata, Aves, Galliformes, Phasianidae. The record is from RefSeq and is a predicted model, not a curated record.
UGCAUUUCCACAAAUCAGGAAUUAUGAACACAGAAACUAACAGGAAAACAAUGAUACAGCACCCAACAGAUUCAAAUGGGAGGAGGAAAACUUUGCCAAAAAAUAGUUCUUGCCCAAGUUUGUUUGCAGAAAUGCAUCUGGAAAUACAUCCAAAAGAAAAUGAAAGAAGGAAAGUUCCUGCUAAUACAUAUUGUACUGACAAACAUUUCACAAAGAGGGGACAGGAUGAGUUAAAAUCAUCCUCCAAACUAUCUGAUGCGGAUGAAGAUGCUUAUGAGACAGUAAGUUCUUCCACUCUGGAGGCUGUCCAAGAUCUGAGAAUCCUUCCUCCCAAACCUCAACAGGAUUCCGUAUACGCAGAUAAACAUUGUCUGAAGCCUUCAGGUACUACCCACACAAGCAGUCACCCACCUCAGCCCACUCAGUACUUGCCUAAACAUACGUCUGCUCUAGAGGCGAGGAGCGUGUCAAAUGUUGAAGGAAAAAGAGUGAAAACACACGGACUCCAGAAACCCUUGCCUCCCCCACGGCCUCUGAAGACACUGCCAAAACAGUAUCAUCCACUUCCUCCAGCACCAGAGAAAAGCAGCCAUGUCCUCCACACCAGGGAAACACCCAGCCAGUCUCAUACUUCUUCAGUAUCAGCAAAGCCCACAAGGCAUCUAUCUUUUAGAGACCUGAAUGAAGCAUCUGGAAGAGAUAAAGAUACAAAAAAGAAACUUGAAUUGAUUGUACAAGAUCAACAGUAUAAAGCAAAGUAUCUUCCUAAAACCAGCUUUCAAUACACGCAGAGCUCCAAAAACGUUUGCAGUUCAGGGUCCACUGUAAAUGCAGAGAAUGUGUCAGUCAAGAGGUCACCGCCUCCCAUACGCUACACAGCAUGUGAAAAUAAACCGAAACAUUCAUUUGUAAAAGAGGAAAUGGAAUAUAUUGCCCAACCCACCCAAAAGGACUUAAACAAAUAUGAAUGGUAUGUGGGAGAAUACGAUCGCCACGAAGCGGAGGCAGCACUGCUGGAGGAGAACACUGAUGAGACUUUCUUGAUUAGAGAUUGUUCAAAGAAAUCAAACACUGAACCAUAUGUUUUGGUUGUCUAUUAUGGAAGAAGAGUAUACAACAUUAAAGUACGUUUUCUGGAAGACAGUCAACAGUAUGCACUGGGAACAGGGCUCAGAGGAGACGAUAAAUUUAAUUCUGUGAAAGAUAUAAUUGACUUCUAUAAAUAUGUUCCCAUCACACUCAUUGAUGGAAAGGAUAAAACAGGAGCCCAAAGAGUACAAUGCUACCUUACACAUCCAUUAAAGCUGUGCAAAAGACGCAUCUUACCUUAACAUCACCAACUUUUGAAUAAAUAUAAAUAGAACAAUUAUUUAAAUGUGUAAGAAGCCAGGUUAACCUUUGAGUGAUCAGCUCUCCAUAUUACAAAGACUUCUGUAUGUUCUACUACAUCUUCUCUCCAACUUGUAUUAUAGCUCCAAUUUUGAAUUCCUGCAAUAUGUUUUUAUCUAGAAGAUGUAACAAAACUGAGGACAUAGGUAAAGCAUAUGUCAUUGUAUUAACUCACAUACAAGCAUUAAGAGACUGACUCCUGAUACUCUGACAGUGGUUGAGCAAUUUGCUUAUCUUGCUUUGUACCUAACACAAGAUGAAAAUCAAACUCAGUCUUGCUUACUUGAGUGUCACUGAAGCUCAUUCAGUAGCAAAACCCAAUAAAAUAUUCUGAAUU